This is a messenger RNA of Funneliformis geosporum, 1002 nucleotides long. NCBI's taxonomy places the organism in Eukaryota, Fungi, Glomeromycota, Glomeromycetes, Glomerales, Glomeraceae. The record is from the annotation of a GenBank genome assembly.
AUGCUCAUGGGUCAAGUUACUUUGAAAAAACUAGAAUUUUCUACUAGAAGAUUUCUCAUUCCAAAUAUACCGAUCACCACUUAUCCUGGAGCGAAAGAAAGUUUGAGUACUAUUACGGAAUUUGUUUGUAGUUCGAAUAUCGAUUCAGUAAUUUUCUAUCACAUGUCACAAAUCUGUCAUAAUAUAGAAUCAUUAAGUAUCACUUUGGAAAAUGUUAUCUCAAAUGGGUUAACGGACCUGAUUUCUGUUCAGAGAAAUUUAAAGUACUUGGACAUAUUGCAUGAAUGUAAUGAUGUUAUGUAUGUACCUCCUCUAAUAACAAACCUUAAUGAUACUGUAACCAAAUUACGCUUGGAAGGAAGAUAUCUUAUCCCUUUGUCGUUUAUUUCUAAACUCACCAAUUUACAAGAACUUUUAUUAUCAUUUCGUUUCGAAGGGUUUGAAGAUAUGGAAUACAUAUCCCUUCCAAACUUGCAAAUCUUAAAAUUUUAUUAUAAUGUUUUGAUUCCUAAACCUUUAACUACAUUCUUAGAGAAUAGUGGGAGGAAUUUACGAGAACUUGAUCUUCAUAAUACCAAUGACGAUUCAUUGAAUUUGGCUGUAGCAAAAUUUUGUUCAAAUCUGAAGUCAUUACGCACCGUCAUUCAAGAUGAAGAAUCUGCAACAUUAAAAAUGAUUUUAAAAGGUUGCCUACAAUUAGAAAGCAUUUACCUUUUGUGUGGUUCUACUUAUCUAGACGAAAGCAGAUUAAUAGAAAUUAUCGUAGAUUAUUCACCUAAAUAUUUUCACGAGUUAAACAUGGAUUAUGUAGGUGAUUUGGAACACCAAUUAUUUUCAAUAGCAUUGGCGCCCGUUUUUAAAAGAUGGACGUAUCGUACACCGAAAAUUACACUUUCGUUGUUUAUUGUUGGAUUUUGCGGUAUUAGAAGAGCCAGUAAGAGAGUAAUUAUAGAUUUUCAUAAGUUGGGUAUUAUUAAAUUUGGAACUACUAAUUCUUAUUAA